CCUCCAAAGCGACCAAGAUUUCUCCCCUCAGCGCCAUGGAUAAGAUCCCCAAGUUUCGCCGGAAGCCCAAACCUCCGGUCAUCGAGACGUCCAUCGACCGCAGGGCCAGCAUCGCCACCGAGAAUGUGAGCGCAACCGAGUCGCCGAGAGCCCAUCACAAGAUGUCUGCGUUCAAGAGCCUGCGACUGCGUGGCCCGUCGAAGCGCGCGAGAGACAGCCCGCCCUCCGAACUCACUCCAACGACGCCGUCAGCCGUCGUGGUGGCUCAAGAUGGCAUCCACAACUUACUCAAACGCCCCGCUAACAACACGCGCGCUACCGCAGAUAUCGACAUCAAGUUCCAGGAACUCACCUGGGCCGAGCGAGUUCGCGUUUCGCAGGGCAUGCGAGACGACGGCCAGGCAGAUCCACGAUGGACGCUUUAUAGACACGUCGACACGCACGAAAAGAUGGACCGAUACGUUAACAUCAAACCCUGGGCUUACAACCGUGUCAGGCUCCGUGUCCCGGAAGGCGAGGUCGACUAUGUCAAUGCCUCUACCAUUACUCUUUCGUCCCCGUCCGACCCGAGCAAACCACCGCUGCGUUACAUCGCCAUGCAGGGCCCUACCAUUCCCUCAAUCGACCAUGUUUGGCGCAUGAUUGCCGAACAGAUCCCUUCUCACGCAGUCAUUGUUCAGCUGACGAAUAUGGUUGAGCUUGAUGUAAUCAAGUGUGACCAGUAUUUUCCUAUGGGAGAAGAGAUUCCCACCGGUGGACGAGAUAUCGUCUGGGGGAUCAACGAUUACAACAAUGUAUGGGGCGACAACUGGAGGGCAGACCUUACCUUUGUGUCCGUGGAGCAGCUUGCUAGAGGUGCCAUUGAGAGGCGUAAGUUGCUUUUGCACGUCCAUGGCGAAAAAGAACCACGUGUCGUCUGGCACUUCCUCUACAAGCGCUGGCCUGAUUUUGGCGUCCCGACUGCAGAGGAUCUGGAUGGCUUUCUAGAACUAAUGAAGCUGUCCCGCCAACACAGCACACCGUCUGCGCCUCGCAUCAUCCACUGCAGCGCUGGAGUCGGUCGUACAGGUACCUUCAUCGCUCUCGAGCACUUGAUGAGAGAGCUCGAUUCUGGCGUUCUGGCGAGAUAUGAUAUGCCCUCGGAGCGUUCCGACCUUGUCUAUGAUGUGGUUGAUAUCCUUCGCCAGCAGCGCCGUGGCAUGGUCCAAGGCGAACUUCAAUAUCGCUUCAUCUACCAAGUUAUGCUUAGGCUCUGGCAAGAGAGGUACGGCAUCGUGGACGAGAGGGCCGGCAGCCGUGAACCAGCAGCUAAGAGACUCGAGGUUGCGAGCCCCUUUGCGGGCAACGGUCGGCCUGGGACAAACUAGCGAUUCAACCGCGGCAGAUCGGCUUCAGACUUUACGGCAGCGAUUCUGAAAAGCGAGAGCUCAGUGCCAGAC
Messenger RNA from Trichoderma atroviride IMI 206040, 1439 nucleotides. The record is from RefSeq and is a predicted model, not a curated record. Lineage: Eukaryota; Fungi; Ascomycota; Sordariomycetes; Hypocreales; Hypocreaceae.